AUGUGCUUGGAGUGGGGUUAUAAAAGCCUAAGGAAAUUAAGAAACUUGGAGGUUCUUGAUUUCUCUUUAAAUGUAUUCGACAACAGCUUACUUCCCUUUCUUAAUGCUGCUACAUCACUUACGACUAUAUUUUUUCGGCGCAACUCCAUGGAUGGCCCUUUUCCUAUUAAAGAGUUAUCUACCCUGGUGAAACUGAAAGCUUUAGAUCUAAGUGGUAAUCAUUUUUCUUGCUCGCUGGGAAUAAAAGGCAUGUCCUCACAAAUAUCUCUUUUAACUUUUAACACUGGUAGUGAAUUCACGUUAAUAAUGAAAAUGAAAGUUUUGCAUUUGACCAUCGCAGGGAUUUGCCAACUGAAAACUAUACAAGAGCUUGAUCUAAGUCAAAACAACCUUGUAG
Molecule: messenger RNA, 397 nt
Organism: Eruca vesicaria subsp. sativa (arugula)
Lineage: Eukaryota; Viridiplantae; Streptophyta; Magnoliopsida; Brassicales; Brassicaceae
Source: the annotation of a GenBank genome assembly